Messenger RNA from Penicillium cataractarum, 597 nucleotides. RefSeq lists its product as uncharacterized. The transcript has a single exon. Bases 1 to 597 code for a protein of 198 amino acids. Lineage: Eukaryota; Fungi; Ascomycota; Eurotiomycetes; Eurotiales; Aspergillaceae. The record is from RefSeq and is a predicted model, not a curated record.
AUGUUGAUACCCGGUAUCGCUUACCGCCGCCUCCCCCAGUCUGCGACGAGCCAAAAUGAAACACACUCUUCAUUUGAGGAUGUAGCCUAUGCCACCACAGCCUCGCUGGAUAUCUCGGACCUUUACAUAAAACAACUCGCGAGGCAUCACAAAGAAGAAGUCGAAACGACAAAGAAGAUCAAUGGGUAUAUCAGCCAGCUUGCUGAUCUCAGGCACCUUGUCCAGCAGAUCAGGUACCAGAACGAUCUGCAAACACCCACCGUCGGGACUGCCCUGCGCAAAGUCCAAGGCGCCACGAAGCAGACCGAACGGGGUUUGAAAGCCGAUGAAUGCACGCCUGCCUCUCUCGUUAAUCCUAUGGACGAGCUUACCCAAGCCACAGCCAAUCUGAUAAGCCAGCUCCCCGGCGACAUCUCGGUAGCAAAUGAAAAUAAGGCAACGGAAAAGUUUCAAAACAAUGCUCCUAUAGGAGGCAACGCUCCCACAUGGAGGGUAAAUACCACGGCUUCGAGGAAUGAGGCCGUGGGUGCUUUUCAAAACAACGCUCCGAUAUAUGGAGAUUCGGCAUGGCUUGCUUCAUAUUUCAAGGAUAGUUGA